CAAACAUCAACCACCACCCACACUCUUUCAUUGAACGCUAUCCGCUCUCUACUCCCAAGCCAACCAACCAACCAACCGCAAAAAUGCUCUUCAAGACCAUCCUCCUUGCUCUGGCGUCCUCGAGCCUCAUUGCCGCCGUCCCCGUCAACAACCGCAUCCUGCGCGGCGACGGCACCAAGCGCGCCGCCGAGCCCCAGCCCGCCAUGGCGCAGCUCGCGCACAGCAACUUCGACGGCAAGAACGCCUCCUAAGCCGCCCUCGCCUCGCCGCGCGCCGAACGUCGUCGUCGUCGUCGAUCCCCCUCCUGAUACCUUUGUUGCUCGGCCCCUCUCCCUCCUCCUCUCAAGAGCCUCGAUCCCGGUCCCGUCCCUGAAAAUAAAAUGACCUCCGGCUCCCCGGCACACACGCACGCUCGCAAAAACGCCUCCCAACUUUCUCGGCCGGGCGGCUGGGCCUCCUUCCUCCUCGCUGGCUCUUUUCCUUGGUUUUUCCUUCUCCCUCUACUACGACGACGACCACCGACAAUGCGGUCGGUUUCUUUGCGGCGCCACGCUGCGUGCGGAUCACGCGUUACGGUGCGGAGCGGUGCGGAGCGAAGAAGAUGUGGCGGUCUGCGCCCCUGCGUGCGCUGUUGAUUGAUUGCUUGAUCAUUUCGCUGGAGAUAUUCUCGUUACGUUCCGAGGGCCGAGGGCGCGCCGUUUUUUCUCCCUCGCCUGCCUUCUGUUUAUACCAUUUGGAUUGUUCGUGUACAAACUACCUACUCAAUCAACACCGUUCCCACAUGCAUGCAUGCGGCGGCGAGGCUAUGCGGCGU
This is a messenger RNA of Aplosporella prunicola CBS 121167, 814 nucleotides long. RefSeq lists its product as uncharacterized. The transcript is spliced from 2 exons. The annotation marks the transcript as partial. Lineage: Eukaryota; Fungi; Ascomycota; Dothideomycetes; Botryosphaeriales; Aplosporellaceae. The record is from RefSeq and is a predicted model, not a curated record.